AAAGAAGAGCGAAAAUGGCGGAGUCACUUGUUUGCACGAGUUUCACGCGUAAAGCGGCGAGAUGCUUAAAGACAAAAGCGCAAGUGUUGCACUUUUCCGCACUGCUGCAGCGUUGAUUCUAGCGUGUUGUUUGGUCCACAGGGUCGACUGUUAUCGUCUGAAGAAGGCAGACAAAAGAAAAUAUGCUCCCGAGGGCUUUAGGCGGGGUAAGAUUGUGUUGGGGAAAGUUUCUCAUGGGGAUCCAGUGUUAGAUGGAGAAGUUAAGGCAAACAUUUCUGUGGAGGAUGGAGCCGCUUAUCAAGCUGAUUCUGCUGGAGGCUGGGGGAUAAACCCUGUGCCACUGCAGCAACCCGCAUCUCUGGAGGCCUCAUGGAGACGCUUGACUUCCCUGCAGUGUGGAGAUAACCACAUGAAGCUCAGUGUGAAGCCACCAGGGCUUUCCCACUUGUCAGUGCUGCAAGCUCCUAAUGCAGCUCCAUUGCCUCUGCCCCUUGUGCCCUUAAACUGUGGCUACAAUAUGCAUCGAAAUUCCCUUGGAUUCCUCAUGUAUGUUCCCUAUGGUGGUUGUUACAUACUUCAACAGGCUGGAAGUUAUGUGCUUCCAAUGCAUUGGCAAGGAGUUCCAGUCACCCUCAUAUGCACCAAACAUGUUCCAACUGAUGUCCCAAAGCCAACCACGCUACUACCAUCUGAUCCAGUAGUCACCAAGGGGCCCAAUGUGAGCCAGGUCACCAAGUGGCUGGCUGUCUCCAAAAAUCCAGGUUCCCCCUUGAAAAUUUGGUCCCAAAAUGAGCCCCGGAGCCACGUCCAAUUUCCCCCCCUUAGCCCCAGAUCAUCGAGUGGCCUGCUGAGCCCCAUGGUCCAAUCUCCCCAUCCUGUGCCUUACCUCCCCAAGUGGCCACCAGCGGUGCAUAGCCCUGUCUCCCACCCUGGGCUUCAGAAGCCUCCAGUCCUCCAGGACCCUUUUUUCAAUUUCAAGCUGCCACCACCCCAGAACCCCGUUGUGUCCCAGUACCCCGUCAUGCCACACGUACCUUAUGUGCACAAUUUGCCUCGGCCAUACCAGGUUCCCCAGACGAUGGGCCAGUACCCAUUCUUCAACCCCUACCUCUGGCCCUUCCCAGGACAUCACCCCAGAGCUAGGAACCCGAGCCAAAAGGGCACUACUAAGCCAGCAACUCUGUCAAAAUUUCCCCAUUUUCCUCAUCCUUCUAUCCCGCCAAUGCAAACAACCAGAGCACUGACUACAACUGUGGCACCAGCCACUGACACCACUCUGUUACCAUACAAUCCGUUGUUCCAGUUUCCCCCUGAGAUGAUGCACUACAUCUCCUAUGAAGACUUGCUUGCUGCAAUGUAUGCCAAUCAGUGAAAAUGGCUCAAAUAAAUUGUUCAAACCA
Molecule: messenger RNA, 1400 nt
Organism: Phyllopteryx taeniolatus (common seadragon)
Lineage: Eukaryota; Metazoa; Chordata; Actinopteri; Syngnathiformes; Syngnathidae
Product: proline-rich protein 36-like
Exons: 4
Coding region: 62-1372 (436 amino acids)
Source: RefSeq, a predicted model, not a curated record